This is a messenger RNA of Lactuca saligna, 315 nucleotides long. Lineage: Eukaryota; Viridiplantae; Streptophyta; Magnoliopsida; Asterales; Asteraceae. The record is from the annotation of a GenBank genome assembly.
AUGAAGGAACAUUCUGCCAAUGUCUCUACUUUGUCCAGGGUCGUUUCUUACUCUAUUGAUGCCUGCAAGGCAACGACUGAAAAAGUCGAUAAACUAAUUGCUGACAAAUUUUCAUUUAUGGAGGAUCACAAGAGCACAUACAACGCCAACACAGUGCUUGUGAACAAGUCUAUUAAGAAUGUUGGCACCUUGUUCCAAAUGGAAAAGGUGAACUUUGUUGAGCUUCUCAAGGCGCUUCAGUUUGAUCACGAAGCAUUCCAGUCUUCUAUCAAUGUGAAAAUCACAAACUUCAGGAGGAUUUGGCAACGGAAAUAA